GCCACCGUCGUCAGUGCAGACGACACCACCGGGAUCCGGAGGUUUUUUUUACGAUCUCGUGGAACCGCGACACCAACGAAGACGGAUCGCGCGCGCUGCCAGGACACACGUACCCAUUUGCCCGCCCGCGUUACCGUCGAAUGUUUAAAUACCGUACACGUCAGUAGCUGUUAUCGUGUGGACAUAAUAUAUGUACAUAUACAUGUGUGUGUGGUUGUGUGUAGGUUCACGUGUCAACGACACUCGUACAGCUUCACCGUCGCCGUGGCGAACACCCGCCGUAACGGUAUAAUAUUAUAACACUAUAUACAAUAUUGUAUAUUAUGCUAUAAAAAAAGCGAUAGUGUGCGCGAUAUACAUACGAUAUUGUAUGAAUACUGUACGGGAAAACCGUACAAUUGUAUAGUGUAUUGUUUUGUUUUCCGCCGUAAACUUUCACGCCGCGAGACAAAAACUAACAAGUUUCGCGAGGAUAUAACGCCGCUGUUUCGAGUCUACACGCCCGCGGAGUAUCGUAUACGGUGCAAUAUUACCUAUAUAUUUAUAGCGCAGUCCAUAACUACUUUUGAGGUCUCUUCCUCGUCCGUUGUCGCGCAGAACCGUUUAGAGAUGAGAGAGAGGAGCAGAAAUGCGGCAAGAACACGUAGGGAGAACGAGAAUGCCGAAUUCCUAGAGUUGGCCAAACUCUUGCCAUUACCAGCUGCCAUUACUAGCCAAUUAGAUAAAGCUUCAGUCAUUCGGUUGACCACUAGCUACUUAAAAAUGAGACACGUCUUCCCUAACGGCUUAGGUGACGCUUGGGGUGCAGCGACUCCAGCAAGCCAUGCGAAAGAAGCUUGCAUUAAAGAGCUUGGUUCGUAUCUGCUACAGGUAAAUAUAUUAAAGAGUCUCGAUGGUUUUAUAUUCGUCGUAGGCGGCGAUGGUAAGAUCAUGUAUAUAUCUGAAACAGCAUCCGUUCAUUUGGGGUUGUCACAGGUGGAAUUGACUGGAAAUAGUAUAUUUGAAUAUAUCCAUCAAGCUGAUCACGAUGAAAUGAUAUCAGUGCUUAGUCCACCUCUUCCUCAAAAUCUUCCAGCAGAGAACAUGAUGAUGAAUUCGACCGUGUUUGAACUUCAGCGUGUAUUUUUUUUACGAAUGAAAUGUGUAUUGGCAAAACGGAACGCAGGGCUUACAACAGGAGGAUACAAGGUAAUACACUGUUCUGGUUACUUGAAAGUGAGACAAUAUCCAGCCGGAAUGCCCGGGGUAGAAACCGUUGGCCUAGUAGCAGUUGGUCAUUCGUUACCUCCACAUGCCAUCACAGAGAUUAAAUUGCACUCAAAUAUGUUUAUGUUUCGUGCGAGUUUGGACUUGAAGCUCAUAUUUCUAGAUGCCAGAGUGUCUCAGCUGACAGGAUACGAACCUCAAGAUUUAAUCGAAAAGACACUCUAUCAUUAUAUUCACGGCAACGAUAUUCAUAACAUGAAACUCUCGCAUCACACACUGUUAUUGAAAGGCCAAGUCACCACGAAAUACUACAGGCUGUUGGCCAAAGACGGUGGUUGGGUGUGGGUUCAAAGUUACGCCACUAUAGUUCAUAAUAGUAGAUCUUCAAGGCCCCAUUGUAUAGUUAGCGUAAAUUACGUACUGAGCGAGUCCGAAAUGAAAGACGUCUGCUUGUCCGUGCGCAACAGCGGUUGCGCGACGUCACAGAACGGCAAUGAAGACGCUGCAAUUCAAAACAAACCCAGCAAAGCGCAACAAAGCCAAAGACAAUCGAAUCAAAAUCACAGGUACCACAGGCCACCGGUGGUCACCGACGAAGAGUACAGUGAUUCCAGUGGCGGACUUUACAAUGACUACGUGAGCAGUAACAGCGAACCGCAAUCGCUGGUCAACGGCCCUGUCGGCGGCGGCGGCGGCGGCGGCGGUGACGGCACAGGCCACCACCAACCGCCUCACCUGAACAUGAUGCCGACGACCAACAUGUACACGGUCGAGGAGUACAUCAACUAUCCAGAGUUCUUCUACCCGUUCGAACAGACGUGCGCGCGGCCGUUCAGCUCUGCCUCCAGCUGCUCCAGUUCGAACGAGAGCGACCGGAUGCAGCUUGCACAUCAAGCCGGUGGAGGUGGAUACACGCCGCCCGCGGCCAUGCUCAUGAGCGCCAGUGGCCACCACGACGACCAUCACGCCGCGGCCGCGUACCAGGCGUUGACGCCAAUCGGCGCCUCCGUGCCCGUGACGGUCGUCGGACACCACCACGGUGUCAUCGUCGAUAACCAACACUACCCCGCCGUCAACGAGUACGUCCACUGAUCGCCUGCCGCCGGACGUACCUACGUAAAACGUCAUGACACGGAGUAGCUGAACAUUUUUUCGCGCCAAAAUUCUAACGCUGCACGACCGUGGUUAAAAACAUAGGAUGUACAUAAUAUUUAUGUAUACAUAAAGAUGUAUGAUUACAUAUAUAUAUAUAUAUAUAUAUAAUUUAGCGUAUAGGUAAUUUAAAAUAGUAAUAAUUAUGAUGUAUAAUUGUAUAAAUAUUAUACGAGUAGAGCGAUGACGUAUAAAAUAUCGCUAUCGUACGACCUUGUACCGUAUUCCUAGGAGACUUAGUAAGUCCUAAAUAUGAUGAUAUGUUGUACGCGGGAUUGCUCGAUCGGAAGUCGCGACCAGUUGUCAUUCGUGUGUUGUAGGACUGGCGGCAAUAACGGGUGGAUGGCCUGAAAGUUAGUUGUUCCGAGACCGCGCGUGUUCGCCACACAUAUAAUAUUUUGUGUUCACGGCCGUAUAAUAUAAAGCUCGAGAUGGAUAUAUGGUCAUACCUAUGGGAUACGGCACACGAUAUAAGACGACGGUCGAGCUGCAAGACAUGGGACGCACGGGAUACGUUUAAAUGUACAAACAUAACAAGCCUCCGUGUAGGUACCUUUACAGUUUACAAUCAUAUAUACGGCAUAUAUUUUUGUAUAUAAAUUAUCUUCGUCGGUAUUAUAUUAUAAAAUAUCAUUCCACCACUUAGCCAAAACGCGAUUUCGGGUUGAUGUCGAUUGUAUAAAAUCAUACGUGUAUAAUGUUAACCUACCUGGGGAUCAGGACUAUUUCAAAGUAUAUCUGUGCAUCUGUAAAGAACAUACAUAUAUAAUAUUAUACUGUGUAUCUGAAAAAAAUUUUUU
This is a messenger RNA of Metopolophium dirhodum (rose-grain aphid), 3158 nucleotides long. Its product is annotated as single-minded homolog 2-like. Gene Ontology annotation, molecular function: DNA-binding transcription factor activity, RNA polymerase II-specific; protein dimerization activity; RNA polymerase II transcription regulatory region sequence-specific DNA binding. The record is from RefSeq and is a predicted model, not a curated record. Gene Ontology annotation, biological process: regulation of transcription by RNA polymerase II. NCBI's taxonomy places the organism in Eukaryota, Metazoa, Arthropoda, Insecta, Hemiptera, Aphididae. The transcript is spliced from 11 exons. The coding region runs from base 610 to 2298 and encodes 562 amino acids.